This is a messenger RNA of Anopheles maculipalpis, 2109 nucleotides long. RefSeq lists its product as uncharacterized. Bases 1 to 2109 code for a protein of 702 amino acids. Gene Ontology annotation, biological process: cGMP biosynthetic process; receptor guanylyl cyclase signaling pathway; intracellular signal transduction. Gene Ontology annotation, molecular function: guanylate cyclase activity; peptide receptor activity. The transcript has 7 exons. Lineage: Eukaryota; Metazoa; Arthropoda; Insecta; Diptera; Culicidae. The record is from RefSeq and is a predicted model, not a curated record.
AUGUAUAAAACGAAAGCAUACAAUCGCUUUACGAAGCUGGAGCGAACACAGGUGACCGUACAUCCACCACCGGACGAGCCCGUCCUGACCGAGAAGCCACUGGCCGUUGGCCCCAUCUACCCAGCUGGGGGCAGUGCAGGACGUAGAGCGAAAGGGCCGAGAUGUCCCUUCGAGCUGGAUCGUCUUGUGGCCGGGGGUGUGCCCGGGGAACUGUCCAGGGUGCGGGACUUAUCGCUGAAAUCUUCACCCUCCGUUGCCACCUCAACCUCGAGACAGUCGACGUCCUGCUCGGAUGUGGCGCUCGAGCGGGAGGUGACGAUGUACGGGUGCUUCAAAUUCAAUCCCAGUUCAAGGAAUGCACGGAAAUUGUUCAUGACACACAUGUUGAUUGUGCUGCUCAUACCGAUAGCAUCGGUCGUAAUGCAAAACAUGAUCCUGCUCCAGCAACACGUGAAAUCCUACAGCGAAACCGUACUGGCCGACGAGGAAAUGGGACUAACGAUUAACAUCACGCGCCUGCUGAACGUUAUCCAGCACGAGCGCAUGAGUCUCGUGUUUUACAUGCUGACGGGCAAUAAUCGAUCGCAGGUGGAGCGGUCCGUCGAAAACACCAACGAUGCCCUCGGCCAUCUUCGGGAGGAUCUUAAUUAUCUGCUGCCGGCGGGCAUCGCAAAUCAAACGCUGAUAGCGGAAAUGAGCAAAGCAAGGAAAGUUAUGCUUGGAGUCAACGCUCCCGAGAAUGAAACAUUUACCGGGCUGGACUAUUUCGAACCGUACAAUGCGCUCAAUCGAUACGUGAUUAGUCAGAUCGUGCGGAGUACUGGAUCGUCGAUCAGCUCCACAGUUUGGCGUCAGUUCGUGGUGUACAAAAAUCUGAUCGAAGCUAUCGAAAGCAUCAACAUUGCAGCGAUUCUCGUGCUGCAGUUUAUGCGCAACGGGUAUCUGGGACUGGCCGAUUAUGCACAAUUUGUACGACGCGAUGCUGCCGCGAUGGACUACAUAGCAUCGGCCCAGAACUUUAUGACAUCGCUCAACAUCAUUUCCGGGGCAGAGUUUCAGGUGAUGCAGUAUUGGCGCAAUCAGGUGCUGAUUAACAUGUCGGCUGCGUAUCGUAGGGACGCGCUAAUGGAGUACUACCACUCGGUAACGACCAUUCUGAAGAAUCUGCAGAUGGUGCAGGAUCAGAUACAGACCGAUGUGAAGGCAACGAUUCUUGAAGAAAUUCACAGCGCUAGAAAGCAUCAGUCGAUCUCGAUUGGGCUGGUUGUGGUGAUAUUUAUCAUCAGCCCAAUCUUAGUGCUAAUGAUACGUGUCGCUACCAGCACGAUACAAAACUAUUCCACCAAGCUGAUGGCCCGCACAAUGGAGCUGCGCAUGGAAAAGGGCAAAUCGGAUCGGCUGCUUUAUCAGAUGCUGCCGCCGGCCGUAGUGAAGCAGCUGAAACAACAGCGCCAAGUACCGGCGGAAACGUUCGACGCGGUGACAAUAUUUUUCAGCGAUAUCGUUGGUUUUACCGACAUCUCGGCCAGCAGCAGCGCGAUGGAGGUGGUCAUCAUGCUAAACACACUGUAUCGCUUGUUCGAUUCGAUCAUACUCAAGUACGACGUGUACAAGGUGGAAACGAUAGGUGACGCGUACAUGGUCGUGUCCGGGUUGCCUCAGCGCAAUGGGAAUCGGCACGCGGGAGAAAUAGCUAUGAUGUCGUUGGAUUUGGUUUGUGGCAUUUCAGGAUUUACCAUACCACAUAUGAACAAUAGGACGUUAGAAAUUCGCGUUGGCAUCAACACGGGACCAUGUGUGGCGGGUGUGGUCGGUACCACCAUGCCAAGAUACUGUCUGUUUGGAGAUACUAUAAACACGGCCUCUCGUAUGGAGUCGACUGGCGAGCCAAUGAAAAUUCAUAUCUCGGAAAGCACAAAGGAAGUUCUGGAUAAACUCGGUGGAUUCAAAAUCAAACUUCGUGGAACGGUGGAUGUGAAGGGUAAAGGGACGAUGCAGACGUUCUGGUUGACGGGACACGCACUGUAUGAACAUCUCACGCCGGAAAUGCUUAUACCGAUGUACAAGCAAAACGUAGUCACGGAACCUGAUUUUCUUCAAAUUAUCUAA